This is a messenger RNA of Aegilops tauschii subsp. strangulata, 414 nucleotides long. NCBI's taxonomy places the organism in Eukaryota, Viridiplantae, Streptophyta, Magnoliopsida, Poales, Poaceae. The record is from RefSeq and is a predicted model, not a curated record.
AUGGAAGCAGCGAGAAGGUACGCAUCGCUGGGGUACCGUGUGCUCGGGCGGAGGGUGCCAGCCCGAGAGCGAGUCAUCGGACGGGGCAGCGGGUCCGGAGCGGAGACGGGUGAUGACGAGGAAGAGCCCGCCUCCUCCGAGGCCGUGGGCGAGGCCGCCGCGGGCGAGGCCGCCGGCGAGGCGACGGGUGAGGCCGCCGCGGGCGAGGCGGCGGGCGAGGCCGACGGCGUGGUCGGGGACGUCAAGGGCAUCACGGGCGCCGAGGAAGGUGCAGCCCUCAGGGCAGCCAACCGGGGAGAAACUCGACCCGUGGCGCGGGGGGCACCCUCAAAGCCAGGAGGCGGCCCAAGAGAAGCACGUGGGCGGCCGUCACCGGGAGCGGGCAAAGCCGUAACAUCCGAAGGUACCUGCUGA